AUGGAUCCAAAAUGUGCUGUGUGCGAAAAAACUGCCUAUGCAACCGAGAGGAUCAUGGUUAAUGGUAAAGCUUAUCAUAAGCCAUGUUUUCGAUGUACGCACUGUAAAUCAGUGUUAAAAGCAAAAGUUGACGUCAAUUUGCUUGUAGGCCCGGUAAUUUCACCUCGAACGAUGGCAAAGUUUAUUGCAAGACACAUUAUAUGCAAUUGUUCAAAGUUAAAGGUAAUUACAAAAAAAGUAAGACAAGUUCGAAGUAAUAUGACAACAUUAGAUCAGCGUUAUCGUAUAGUUGGAGAUGUCGUUCUACGAGGGAAAGCGUCGUCGUCGGGGUUGAGUAAAGGAAAGAAAGUCGAAAUCGUGUAUGGAAACAAGAAAACAACAGACUUUGAUACGGUUUCAAUUAUACAAUCACGUCAACCACUUACACCUCAAUCGCCUUACUUUGUUGUCGAGGUUUACAAAUGCGAUCCGGAUGCGAUUUUAGCAGUUGGAAUCGCACCGCUCGAUCUCAAUACACAUACGGGUCAAUAUAACAAUUCUCUUGGAUAUCAUAACAAUACUGGAAGAGUCUAUACGUCAUGGAAAGUGCAUGCGAACACACUUGGCCUACAAUAUGGCAAAGUUUAUGUGACUUAUUUUGGCGAACAUCUAUCAACAGCGCUGCUUUAUUAUGAUAAUUUUCCUGUCGCCACAAGGUAUCAUUUUGAAACAAGUAAAGAGCGUUUCUUUCCAACUAUAACGUUUUCUGGUGGUCGUGUCGAAGUUGGAGUAUUGUGGCCGGAAGCUGUUGAACAAUUACCAGCUAUAACGGAUAUCCCUGUAUCUCAAUGGAUUCGGGCACCUAUGGGUACCUACGAUGCUCAAACAGGGUUUUUCGAAAAUCCAUCGCGAUUGGAAGAUUUACCGGUACAAUCACCUGUGCCGCUAGGCAAAUCUUUUCGUUAUUUCGUCGUUACACAACAAGAAGUUUCGCCGACCGAUGGAAAAGGUGCGAGUGUGGGCUUAGCAACUUAUUCUCCUUUGAAACCAACACCAACAUGUACAUUAAUGAAAGAUUAUUACACCUGGUUCGCUAAAAUGAAAAUGAAAGUUGGAAAUACCAUUGGUUGGGGUGUUUAUUAUGAUGAUAAUUGUGAAGAUGAUAAAGCUGAACAAUUGUGUUUGGUUUAUGUUAUGUUUAACAAAUUGAUCGUUGAUGUACUUUUUGUUUUACAACCAGAGGGAGGUUUUGUACCGAUUGUUUUACUUCAACCAUAUGCAACAAAAGUCUCGAUUGCGAAAAGAAAUAUGUUGACAGCUGAUGAAAUAACGAAAUUACAAGGGCUUUAUAAACAAAUGCUACGACCAGCGAUUGAUAUUUAUCGAAAAGAUAAAGCGGAACGCGAUUUACCUAUAAGUUUGUUUCGUAAAAGCGAUCAAGUUCUAUUGAAUAUUACUGAUCAAUCAUGCCGUAUAUCAAUACCAAAGACAGAAAAUUGCAUUCAUUAUGUUCAAUUUCGUCGACCACUCACUUCCGAACGACGAUUCUUCUUUGUGGAAUUAGAAAACAUCAGUCAGCAAUGUCAAGUGACUAUCGGUAUAUCUCCAUCCGAUCAUGCAUUAUAUGAAGCACCAGGUUUUUCCGAUGACACCGUUGGUUACAACACAUACACUGGAAAGUUUUAUUCAAAUCGCAAGGAUAUCGGAAAUAUGCGUGGACAUCGAUGUCAACAAGGCGAUACUGUUGGAUUAGAAAUUGAAACAUUCGAUAAAGAAAUGAGCGUGGUAUUAUUCAGUAAAAAUUUUCGACCUAUUGGCACUCGGUAUAUCACAUUACGGGAUCAUACACAAUUCUAUCCGACGAUCUUUAUUGAAAAUGCGGGCGAUCCGGUGGAAUUAUUAGUCCACUGGCAAACAAGAGUUUCUGUUCCACCACAUUAUAGCGUGAGAAAUCCUGAAGAUUGGUGUCUACCGGAAGGAACUAAAAUCGAUUUGAAAGAUAAAUUUUUUAUUUUACCGCAACAUUACGAUCGCUCGCUAUGUCUUCAAGCUCCUUACAGUUUACAUAAAAAAUACAAUCAUUUUGAAAUUGUUUUGGCUGAUAAGUUCAGCGAUAGUGAACCGCCACCAGCAAUUGCGUUGUGUACGGCUUCACCGCUUGAUCCACCACCAACGUCGCAAUUUAAACAAGACUAUUUACGAUUUUGGCCAACAGGAGAUGCUGCGAAAUAUUUGAAACAAGGCGAUAAGAUCGGCUGGGGAGUUUUGUUUCCUCAAGAUGAAGAAGGUAAAGCGGGCAAGAACAAUGAACAAUUGAUUAUCUGUUAUCUAACGGUUAAUCGAACUGUUGGUUAUGUUCGUGUUCUUUAUCAACCGGUCGGUGGUCUUUAUCCGGUUGUCAUCGCGCCACCAAAUGUUAAUCGUAUCAGAAUGGAUUUUUCGGCGACACGAAUCUCAACUCAAGAUUUCACACCCGAACAAAUAAAAACCAUUCUCGCCGAUGCCAAACAACAAAUCGAAGCCGAACAACAACGUCCAACAAAAAAAUCAGAUUUCAAAACCGAAAAAAAGAACAGUAUACAACCGAAUAAUAAUCUUCUCAUCAAUGGUCAUCAUUCAGAUAUGAAUUCAACUACAAAUUAUCAUUCGGAAUCCAAUGUUCCCGCAACAAAAUCUGCCGCUUGUAUCAUUCUUUGA
Adineta ricciae is the source of this 2676-nucleotide messenger RNA. Lineage: Eukaryota; Metazoa; Rotifera; Eurotatoria; Adinetida; Adinetidae. The record is from the annotation of a GenBank genome assembly.